AUGCAAGGAGUUACUGGUGCCCCUACCUCAUCUUCGAGCUCAGCGAGUCACUUACCUCCUCAUAUCACUAGUGGACGCCCUCAUAGUUAUAAGAUAGAGAUUGAUUAAGAAAGAGCAUUUUUCUUUGUAAUAUUCAAUUUCAAGAAGCUGAAUCCUUUGCAGUUUUUUAGUCCUCAUCUUCAAUCAAUCUGACGAAUCUUCCUGAAAGUCCAGCUACGAGCUGCAUCCUCGCUGGUUGGUCGCCUGCUUCAUCAGUUCAUCAGUAGGAUAGAAACUACAGGCCAACAAGGAAGAAGUAGUGGGAUAAUAUUAACUUUAGGUCGUGAGCGUGACGCACCAUUACCACACUUUUUUUGAAGAAUAUUGACAUCAGAUUGUAUCUAUAUAUCAUAAGGACCCCUAGCGCUAGCUCUACCCCGUCCUCCAUCUUCAUGACGUGUCCCGGAAGCGCAAACAGAUAGACGCUUUGGUGAACUUGACGAUGAGAAUGAGUCUGGAUACGCAUCACGAAGUAGAAGACGAAACCGAGAAUCCGCGUACCAAGUGCCAAAGAUCGUCGAGCAGCAAUGUCGACGAACAGUUGAUCACCGCAACUUCAUUUUUAUGGGGAAAGGAUGGAACAAAUGGUGUGAGACAGAGACGGAGAGAAAGUAGAGAAUUGGAGGAAGUCAUUUGAGAAAUAGAUAAUAUUGCUAUUGGAAUUGAAGAAUGAAGAUCUUGAAUCAUCUUGUCAAGUUAGAGUGUUUCUUGUUGUGACAGUUAAGAACACAGGACUCUUGUGAAGAGGAGACAUCACGUCGGUGACCAUGAUUAUGGAGUAAACGCGUUUCAUCUUCCUACUACACCCAGCUUGAUGCUUCUCUAAUUCAUCCUUCUCAAUCUCAACAACAGCCCUCCUCUCAACAUCAAGAACGUGCUCAGUCGGUUUCUAGUCCUCUCUUUUCCGGAUUCGGAGUGGAUAAAGGAUUUUAUGAUACUGGAACUGCAACUACAGGACCACAGGUCCACGAGGACCAAGGGAAAUAUAUUCAUGGUUUCCCAUGGUCCACAACUACUAAUGCCAUUACAACAUCAAUUUCAAGAGGGAGGAGCAGUAUACUUCCGUUUGAUACUACGAAUGGGGGUAGCGCGCAGGUCUUGGAUCCGGGAUUAAAUAGUGCUAAAAACGGGGGUAACGAGCAGCAACAGGUCGAGCAGGAUUUAGGUAGUACUAGUACUAAAAGUGGAGGUAAGAACGAGCAGCAGGCUCAGGCAGUGGAUAUCGGAAUGGAGAUACAUCAUGAAAACCCUGUUGGAGACGACGUGAGCGGUAGGAGGGAACAAAACCUGAAGAUGGAUGUAGUCGAUGUUGAAGACUAAGUCGUGACUGCGCUUCGACUACAACGAGUAUAGAACAACCAAGAAUCAACUUUUCUCGUGCCUUACACGUUACACACCGCAGAGCGAUUACCGUCUCAGUGAAACAUCAACAAGAUGAUGCUGUAGGCUUCGUCAAGAUACUAAUCUGGAAUCUAACCCAGAUGAAGCAUCGUCCCAGAUCAAAAAAAUCUAAAUCCAUGCGCCAAAGCCAAAGGCUGUUCA
Messenger RNA from Amoebophrya sp. A25, 1581 nucleotides. The record is from the annotation of a GenBank genome assembly. Lineage: Eukaryota; Dinophyceae; Syndiniales; Amoebophryaceae.